Molecule: messenger RNA, 1055 nt
Organism: Owenia fusiformis
Lineage: Eukaryota; Metazoa; Annelida; Polychaeta; Sabellida; Oweniidae
Source: the annotation of a GenBank genome assembly
UACAACGUUAGAACAGGAGACAUAGAUUCCAAAGUGUUCCGACCAAUUGGACGGAGGAAAUGGCGUACCAGCGACAUGUAGGAGGAAGUAGACGUAUGCAGCAACAGCUAGAUAAUAAUUCUACAGAAGAGGAUGAUAGUAUAGGGAAUAGCAUUCCCUCAUCCCAUUACACCCAUUAUGACAGCAGAUCAAGAAAUAUCAAUCGAAGAAGGCAAUAUGAUAAUCCACAUGGACGAUCUUAUAGGCCAGAUGGACAGCGAAAUGCCAAAGUGGGUUUCGCUGCAGCUGGUGUUGCUUUUUCUGGUGGAGUAGGCCUUGGCCAUCUAGUGUGGGGCCCAGCUGGUGCUGUAACACCCAUGACAGUUGCUGCAGGCUCUGGAGUAGCAGUUCCUUUAUCUGGUGCAAUUACAAUUGGAGCAGGCACAGCUGGUGGUACUGCAGCUGCAACUGGCGGUGCUUUAGCGGGAGGCUCUGCAUUAGCAGCUGAAAGUGCUGGUGCUGCUGUUGUAGCUGAAGGUGCACUUGCAGGUGCAGCUGAGGCUGGAAUCUCUGGUGCAGGGUACAUAGGAGCAGCUUCCCUAAGUGUUGGGACUGUCCUUGGUGUUGCAGCAAUUGCAAUAGGAGUAAUAAGUGUUGGCUACCUUAUAUGGGCAGCCUUCAACUAGGCUUGUAUUUCAAAAAAAGUGAUAGAGGCUUAGUAGGAAUAUAUCUUUUAUGCAUGGUCUGUUUUAAAUACAUGUGUUAUCCCUCUGGAGAUACACAUAUUUACCUUGGGAUAAACAUUGCUAUCUAAAACCUCCAAGUACAUAAUCCUUAUAUACAGUGUAUAUACAUAUUGUUUCAUAUAAGCCUCCAUAAAUCUCCACAAUAUCACAGAGCCCAUAUCUUUGAAAACUGCAGCAUCACAAACAUGAAAUGGCAAUAUGAUAUAAUAGGCUUAGAAUGAACUUCUAAGCACUACUCAGUACAUUUAGAAAAACUGUGUACUUACUUAUUUUGGGGAAUUCUCCUUUCCUCUUUUUUGUCAUUGGUGAGUCUUUGUCUUCUAGCUGCCA